AUGUCUGACCAGUGCGGUCACCUACGAAAGGGGCUGACGCUGCUGCUGCCUCUGGCCACCUCCAAGGCCUCCCCUCUGGCUGGUACCACCCCGGCCGCCACCACUGCCGCCGCCUCCACCCCCGGUGCCGCCACCACCGCCGCCUCCACCACUCCCACUGCCGCCGCCACCUGCCCCUCCACCCCCACCACCACUACCUCCUCCACUGCCGCCCCCUCCACCUCCUCCACCGCCCCCAUCACCGCCUCCACCUUUGCCACCCCUACCGCUCCUGCCUCCCCUGCCCCUGCCGCUGCGGCGCCUCCCACUAGGGGCAGACGCAGCUCCUACCUCCUCAGCACGAAGGUAGUCAACAUCUGCAGCAGAGGCGACUGA
Messenger RNA from Closterium sp. Naga37s-1, 375 nucleotides. Lineage: Eukaryota; Viridiplantae; Streptophyta; Zygnematophyceae; Desmidiales; Closteriaceae. The record is from the annotation of a GenBank genome assembly.